This is a messenger RNA of Thermochaetoides thermophila DSM 1495, 1227 nucleotides long. RefSeq lists its product as uncharacterized. The transcript is spliced from 3 exons. Gene Ontology annotation, biological process: RNA processing. Gene Ontology annotation, cellular component: nucleus. Gene Ontology annotation, molecular function: mRNA binding. Lineage: Eukaryota; Fungi; Ascomycota; Sordariomycetes; Sordariales; Chaetomiaceae. The record is from RefSeq and is a predicted model, not a curated record. The coding region runs from base 1 to 1227 and encodes 408 amino acids.
AUGAGCGACGUCGCCACGAAGGAGCAGCCUGAGGUGGCCGCUGCCGCCCAAGAGACUCAGACUGCCCAGGAGACCGCUCCUUCGGCCCCGGCGACUGAGACUGCUGAGGCUAAGGAGACCACUGAGCCCCAGAACGGCGCCGCUGCCGCUGAGACGAAGGAUGAGAAAGCCUCCGAGCAGAAGCCCCAGACCGGUCGGAAGGAAUUCAAGAAGAACAAAAAGUUCGAUCCUACUACCAUGCCUGUCACUGAUGACCCCGUCAAGAUUCGCGCUCAGGUUGAGUUCUACUUCAGCGAUAGCAACCUUCCCAUCGACAAGUUCAUGUGGGAGAGCACUGGCGGCGAGGCGAACAAGCCAAUGCCCCUUAAGACCAUCUGCAGCUUCAAGCGCAUGAGGCAAUUCCAGCCCUACAGCGCCGUCGUGGCCGCUCUGCGCGAGAGCAACUUCCUCGAGAUCUCCGGUCCUGAGGGCGAGGAGGUCGUCAAGCGCAAGGUUCCCUACAAGUCUUCGACCGAAGCGCAGAAGCGCCGCCUGGAGUCCAGCGUCUAUGUCAAGGGCUUCGGCGAGGAGGAGCCGUCGACGCAGUUCGACAUUGAGGCCUUCUUCGCUCCUUACGGUCCUAUUAAGAUGGUUAAGCUGCGUCGCACGGCCGAUGACACCUUCAAGGGCUCCGUCUUCGUAGAGUUCGAGAGCCCCGAGCUCGCGGACGCCUUCGUCAAGCUGGAUCCUAAGCCGACUUGGAAGGACAGCAAGGAACCUCUGAUCGUCAUGAAGAAGAUCGACUACCUGGAGGAGAAGAAUCGCCAGAUUAAGGAGGGCAUCAUUCAACCCAGCACCAGCCGCAAGCCGACUUUCUUCGAGGGCAGGGAGCGCGGUCCCCGUAGUCGUGGACGUGGCCGUGGCGGCCGCAACGGUAACGAUCGCAACAGCAACGACAAGAAGAACAGUGAUGAUCAGAAGAACGGCCACAAAAACGGCCGUGGCCGUGGUAGGGGUCGCGGUGGUCGUGGUGGCCGUGGCGGUUCCCGCGACAGCCACGAGAAGCGCGAGCAGAAGAAGGAGGAGACCCGUCCCAGCACCAAUGAUGUGCAAAUCCCGACCAUCCAGUCGACCGCCCCUAAGAACGGCGAGGCCAACGGCAAGCGCGCGCGCGAGGACGACAACGCUGAGGCUCCCCCGGCCAAGAAGGUCGACACCAAGGCUGAGGCCCCCGCUGUGUCGGCUUAA